Ilex paraguariensis (yerba mate) is the source of this 2292-nucleotide messenger RNA. The record is from the annotation of a GenBank genome assembly. NCBI's taxonomy places the organism in Eukaryota, Viridiplantae, Streptophyta, Magnoliopsida, Aquifoliales, Aquifoliaceae.
AUGCCUCCUCCUCGCGUCCGUCUCCUGUUGCUCACCACCGUACUCUUCUUCGUCUUCCAGAUUUGUUCAGCGCAGGGCACUGACAAUGAUAAUCAGAAGAGUCUUCAGUUUGAUAACCCAAGUCUCCGGCAAGCCUACAUUGCAUUACAAGCAUGGAAAUCCGCCAUUUUUUCCGACCCAUUGAACUUCACUGUGAACUGGGUCGGCUCCAACGUCUGCUCCUACGUCGGAGUCUUCUGUGCUCCGUCACUCGCCAACGCCUCCAUGAAGGUGGUAGCCGGCAUUGACCUCAACCAUGCCGACAUCGCCGGUUACCUCCCAACGGAGCUUGGAUUCCUCACCGAUCUUGCACUCUUCCACCUCAACUCCAACCGCUUCUGCGGCAGUGUUCCGGCGACAUUCAGUCGCCUGAAACUCCUCCACGAGCUCGACCUCAGCAACAAUCGCUUCGUAGGUGGGUUCCCGGAGGUGGUUCUCUCUCUUCCUUCUCUCAAAUACCUUGACCUCCGUUUCAACGAGUUUGAGGGAGCAGUCCCUUUCAGGCUUUUCGACAAACACCUUGACGCCAUCUUUCUGAACGAUAACUGGUUCCGAUUUGGCAUUCCGGAGAACCUCGGAAACUCGCCGGUAUCCGUUCUGGUCUUCGCUAACAACAACCUCGGAGGCUGUAUUCCGGCGAGCAUCGGAAAAAUGGGCAAAACCCUAAACGAGAUCAUUCUCAUGAACGACAAUCUCACCGGUUGUCUUCCCUCUGAAAUCGGAAUGCUCAAGAAGCUCACGGUGUUGGACGUAAGUUUCAACCAUCUCCAAGGCCAGUUGCCGUCCACUGUCGGUGACAUGAGGAGCCUCGAGCAACUAGAUGUAGCGCACAACCGGUUCACCGGAGAUAUCCCUGCAGGUAUCUGCCAGCUGCCGAGGCUGCAGAACUUCACCUAUUCCUUUAACUACUUCACCGGAGAAGCACCUUCAUGUGCCGCGUUCUCGGCCGGCGGAAGGGCUGUUUCAGAUGGUCGGAAGAAUUGCAUUCCCGGAAAAACAGAUCAACGGUCUUCUCGGGAAUGCUCUUCCGACGUUUCCCGUCCGGUUGAUUGCAACAAGUUGAAAUGCGGCGGGAGAGUUAGUCCUUUUCCUGGUGAAGCACCGCCAUUUGUGUCUCCGGCACCGCCAAGGACAAAUAGAAGGCCGCGUUUUCCAAGUCCACCAACACCAAGGGCAGCUCACGGACCGAGGCCAUUUAUCAAGCAAUCACCUCCUCCACCUUCAUCAAAGUCAUCGCCUUCUACUAGAGCACACCCACCACCACCACCAACUCUAUCAUCCAUUUCAGCUACACCGCCACCACCUCCAUCCAAGUAUCAUGCACCACUAUUCCCACCGCAGAACUCCCCCAUUAUGCCGCCACCACCACCACCACCACCACCAGUUGACUACGUGCCAUCAGACCCUAAGACAUCGCCUCCGCCACCUGUAGAGAGCUCACCACCGUCAUAUCAUAGUUACACCCCAUCACCACCUCCACCAACAGAUGAGCAUUCAACAAGUCCAGCUCCAGCUCCAGUUCCAUCACCAGCAGAAUCCUCCCCACCCACCGAAGGUAACAGUGGGCCAUCGCCUCAAUCACAACCGUUGCCACCAGAGUCAUCCCAACCACUGCCACCAGAGUCAUGGCAGCCUCCGCCUCCGCCUAGUCACCAUUCUAUGCCGUCGCCAUUGGCAGCGCCACCAAUCCAAACACCUAGUUAUCAUCAUUCACAGUCACCCCCUCCUCCUACAUCACAUGGGCACAACCCACCAUCACUUCCCCAAAUUCCGCCACCACCCACUAUGUACUCGUUUUCAUCACCGCCACCGCCACCGCCACCAUUUCUUCCGCCUAUUACAGGUGUUUCAUAUGCAUCUCCUCCUCCCCCUCCCAUUCCCUACUAUUGAUGUUAGUAGAUUGUAUGCUUUUUCCACUCCCUCGGCUUUGCUAUCACAUUUCCAUACUAUGCAAAGAAAAUCAAAAAAACAAAGAAGGAAAAGAAAGUUGACAAGUUAUUUGCUGCUUUUCAGAAGAUGGCAAGUCGUAGUAAUCGGUUCCAUAAUUUGCAUUCUUCCGAUGCUCUUCCUUGUAUGUUGAGGGGGUAUUACUUGAGGAAUUAUAUAUUGAGCUUCAGUUUUGGGGGGUUUGUUUUUUCAUCUUUAUGCGUUAUUAUAAUUCAUUUGAUUUGAUAGGGGAAUAUGGGUGAGAUGGAAAUUAAUAUUGUAAUGUAUUUUCCAGGAAUUGUCUGUAGAAUUGCGAUUUAAUUAGGG